ACUUUAGAGAAUCACAGGCCUUGGCGAAGCUAUUUUACAUGCAUAAAUACACUUCAUAUAUACAAGUAACUGGGAUUCAAGACUUUCCUGAUCAGAGCUAAAUCAACUUUAUCUGCAAAGAAAGGAAUGGAUGCACCUAAAGAUCAUCAAGAUGUUGUGAAUGUGGAUGUCGAAGCUGCCAAAGAUCUGCUCAAUUCAUCUGGUUACCGUUAUCUCGAUGUGAGAACAGUUGAGGAAUUCAACAAAAGCCAUGUUGAUAAUGCUUUAAAUAUCGCCUAUAUGUUUAGCACAGAAGCAGGAAGGGUGAAAAAUCCUGAUUUUCUUGACCAGGUAGCAGCAGUAUGCAAGAGUGAGGAUCACUUGCUUGUGGCGUGCAACAGUGGAGGAAGAGGACGCAAAGCUGUUAUAGAUUUGCUUGAUUCAGGAUAUAAACAUGUUUUUAACAUGGGGGGAGGCUACUCUGCGUGGGUGGAUGCUGGAUUUGCUGGGGACAAGCCAGCAGAAGAGCUCAAAACUGCUUGCAAGUUCCGUCCUUGAGAGUGUUCAUAUUUUACACCACUGCCUAGUGAACAUUGAAGGAUGUAUUAUCUUAUAUCUUGCCUUCUCUAAUUUUAUGAAUAAAGCUCAAUGUUUCACUAGAUGGUUAAUUCAUAUUUGCUUGUACCAACUUCCAAUGUAACAAAAAACAAAUAUCACAAUGAUGCAUGAAUAAGAAGAAACUGGACAUUCAUUUCCUCAA
Messenger RNA from Lotus japonicus, 739 nucleotides. RefSeq names its product protein HIGH ARSENIC CONTENT 1, mitochondrial. The record is from RefSeq and is a predicted model, not a curated record. The coding region runs from base 127 to 537 and encodes 136 amino acids. NCBI's taxonomy places the organism in Eukaryota, Viridiplantae, Streptophyta, Magnoliopsida, Fabales, Fabaceae. Gene Ontology annotation, molecular function: catalytic activity. The transcript is spliced from 6 exons.